This is a messenger RNA of Ostertagia ostertagi, 639 nucleotides long. The record is from the annotation of a GenBank genome assembly. NCBI's taxonomy places the organism in Eukaryota, Metazoa, Nematoda, Chromadorea, Rhabditida, Trichostrongylidae.
AUGCUGGUUGCCAUGGCUAUAAUUUUUGCCCUACUUGCUACAGUAACAAGAGCAGUUUGUCUAUUUUAUCCAUUCCUAUUCGUGAUCAUUUUCGAAUUCUCAAAACAUUUGAUAAUUUUCUUCCUGGUGGCACUUAAACUUACCUAUCCUGAAAAAUAUGUCGCAAUAAUUGGUACACAAGGGCUCAGUCGACUACGGAAAUUGACAAAAAGCACCCGCUCCGAAGAUGAGCUCUACUAUAUAUGGUGUGGAUUUUGUGUGGUCUAUUUUGUACUAGUUGCACUGACUAUUGUCCGAAAUAUAAUGGACUAUCAAUUAAAAGAACGCUUAAGGCGUCAACAUCAGAAUGCCUAUCAGCCGCCUCUUAUGCAGCCUGUCCAUCGGCGAAGACUAUUACUUCCGAGAGAUCAAGAAGUUGGAAAUUUGAACCAGGACGAUCCACCUCCAUACUCAGCCGCCAUACGGCCCGGGAGCGUAGUCGAAACAGCGAAAGAAGAAACAGAUCCUCCUCGUUACUCUCAGCUUGAACUACCAGUUGAUCGUACGAUCAGCUCACAGUCGUGUCCCAGUGAAAAAUCCGAUGAGACUGAGACAGCUCUGUUAAACAAAUCAAAGACUCCUCCACGUAACAAACGAAGU